Molecule: messenger RNA, 3003 nt
Organism: Paramecium octaurelia
Lineage: Eukaryota; Ciliophora; Oligohymenophorea; Peniculida; Parameciidae
Source: the annotation of a GenBank genome assembly
AUGAAAUAACAGAGCAUAGAUUAUGAAUAAUGUCUCUUUUAAUGCAAAACUAAGAAAAAAUAAUUCAUAGGAAAAGAGAAUAGAUUUAUAUAUGUGUUUGAGGAUCGCUUGAUAAUAAAUAGGAACUAAAAUAAAGGUGAUCCUGCAAGAGUGAUAAUGUUUGAAAAUUUAAAUAGAGUAAAGUGGAACUAUUCAAUUAAUUCAAAAACCUUCAAAACCUUUCUUAAAAGCUUUACUUUAGAGACUAAUAAAGAAUUAUUGAAAUAUUAUGCAGACUUUGAGAUGUUAAUAGCUUUAAAAAAGAUAUUACAGAAAUUUGUUUAACAAAGUUCCCUUGAAGAUGAAUAUGAAACUUAGCAGGUAUUGGGAGAGGGUAGUUAUGCUGUAGUAUUUCAAUUGAAAAAUAUUUUCACUGGAUAGCAAUAUGCGGGAAAGUGUAUAGAGAAAAAAAAACUUGAUAAAAUUGAUAAAGGAUUAAAGGCAGUGAUGAAUGAGAUAGAAAUUAUGAGAAUUUUAAGUCCACAUGCUUAAAUAGUGAAUUUACAUGAGGUUUAUGAUGGUGAAAAUAGUAUAAACUUAGUAUUGGAUUUGUGUUCUGGGGAAAAUUUGUAAGCAGAAUUAACAAAACGGAAUUUAAUUCUAGAAGAUUCAGAAGUUAAAAUUGUAAUUAUUUAAAAGUAUUUUUAGAUUUUGCAUCACCUUUUGUUAGCCGUUGAGUAUAUUCAUAGCAAAGGAGUCAUGCAUAGAGAUUUAAAACCUGAAAACAUACUCUUUUAGAAACCAUAAGAUUUUACAACAUUAAAGAUAGGUGAUUUUGGCCUUGCUACAAUAUAAUCUGAUGUUCCUUAUCUUUAUCCUAAAUGUGGUACUCCGGGAUAUGUUGCUCCAGAAAGUAAUUUCUAUGUUUUAAUUAGAGUAAAGUUGCCAAUUUAGUUGAAAAAGAUAAAGAAUAUAGUAGAAUCUGCGAUAUCUUUAGUUGUGGAGCAAUUUUUCAUUUACUUUUACUAGGAGAGGGAGUAUUUCCUGGUAAAGGACAUUUGGAAUUACUUAAAUUAAAUAAAGAAUGCAAUAUUAAUCCAGAUGAUAAGAGAUACGAUAUAUUAACAAUUGAGUAAAAAGAUCUAUUGUAAGAAUAAUCAAAAUUAUAAGAUUUAAAAUGCUGAAGACUAAUCCUGAUCAUCGCCCUUUUGCCAAAGAUUUACUAAAUCAUCCAUAUUUUACUAAUUAGAAAUUAAAUGCUGUUGGAAUAUUCAGCAUGAAUGUGAUAAAAUACGAAGAUGAUAAUACUUUAGUUAUGUAGGAUUUAAUCCAUUCUCCAACAAAAAUUGGAUUAGAAAAAAGAUUUUCAUUUUUAUAAAUGAGUAAUGAAAGAAACACUCCUGUGAAAAUUAUCUGAUAUACAUUAUACUGUUCAUUUGUAAAUCAUUUCUUUUAGAUAAUUAUUUAUUAUAUUCAAUUUAUUAUAAGCGAAUUUGGCCUUAAAUCAUGGAAUCUUUAGCUCAAUAAAUUAAGGCAUUGUAAUCGAAGAAUCAAGAGCUUUCUUAAUUAGAAAAUAGACUGGUUUAGUUAAAAUAAUAGUUAAAAUUACAAGAAUCGAAUAAUCAUAUAAUAUAAUAGAAAGUUAACAAAAUAUUGGAAACUAAGGAAAGCACAUAUUAAGAUCAGAGAGAUGUAAAUAUUAUUAGUAAUUUUAGUUAUUAAAAUAACUUGAAUAAUCUCAAAGCCUCAAAGAUGCGAAUUAUAAUCGUAUUCGUUUAAUGAAGCAAUCAUAAGUUGAUGAAACAAUGAAAAUAAAAUAAUAAUUAUCAGAUGAUAAACUAUUGAGAACACUUACAUAAAAACAAAACUCACAGAUUCUUUAAUAUCAACUCAAAAAAUUAAAAGAUCAGGAGUUAUAUAAUAAGCAAUAGUAAUUUAACAAAGUAAUUUUUGAAUAAGAGUUUAUUUUAGAUUUCAGAAUGGGAAUUCUAAAUGAAGUAAGAUCUAGAAUAUAAGAAGAACGAAAAAAUUGAAAAAAUAAGAGCAGAAUAAUUAUAAUAUAAAGCUUAAUUAUCUUCAAAGUUAGAUUAAUAAUAAUAAUAUUAUCAAAAACUAUAAGACGAAGAAUAAUAAUUAUUAAGGUAAUUUUGUCUUUUAAACAAGUUAGCAAAUUACACAAUUCAUAAUCAAUUGCUUAGAAUUUAAAAUAAGACUUAAGUUAAGCUUAAAGCCUCAGUAUAAAAUUUUAUAACAAUUCAUUGACUACUAUCUCCUCCUCUAUCAAAUCAUAUAGUGUGCCAAAAUUAACAAAGAAAUAAUUAGAAAGUCCUUAUGCUCAAAUUCCUGCAAUUCUUAAAAUUAAAAUCAAUAAGUAAUGUUAAAUUUAAUAGUAGAGAAAAAUCUUAUGGUGGCAGCGAUAACUUCUUUCCUUGCAUUGAAAAACCUAGCUAUUAAGAACAAUAAAAAUAUAUGGAAAGACUGUAUUAAUCUAGAAAUUAGCUUCCACUGAAUUAACAACAUGAAUAUCAAGUUUAGAAAACAGGGAUUCAAUAAUUUAAAUAAACAAGUCAAUCUCAUUUUGAAUCCCAAGGUCAUAAUCAUACUAGUAAUAGAACAAAAUUUUUGAGUUCAACUUAAACCGGAAAAUAGAAAGAUUUUGGCACAAUAACGAAAAUGACAGACACGAAUAGGUCAAACAAUCAAAAAAAUAGCAAUACUUAGUAAAAAGAUACAAAGGAAUAAUAAGAAUAGAAAAAGAUAGAAACUGUAAAUGAUUCAAAAGAUAUUUCAAAAAAAGAUGAGUAAUUAGAAAAACAAAAAAGUCUAAAAUAAGAAAAUGAAAAAGAAUAGCCACCUUAACAAGAACAUGAAGAAGUUGAGGAAAAUUAUGAGGAUGAGAAUUAUGAAGAAGAAUUUAAUCAAGAAUAGGAGUAAGAAUAAGAGUAAGAGUAGGAACAGUAAGAAAAUGAGCAUUAAUCAGAACAGAAAGAUAAUAAAGAAGAUUAUGAAGAAGAAUAAGAAUGA